Molecule: messenger RNA, 507 nt
Organism: Ilyonectria robusta
Lineage: Eukaryota; Fungi; Ascomycota; Sordariomycetes; Hypocreales; Nectriaceae
Exons: 1
Coding region: 1-507 (168 amino acids)
Source: RefSeq, a predicted model, not a curated record
AUGAGUUGGGCUGCCAACAUCUUGGAAGGUUGUCGGGAAACCAUUGACAAGCCAAUCAAACACUCUACGGCAGAUAAAUUGAGAAUUGCCAUGGUUUCUUUCAUCAUUGUCUCGAUAUUUCUCAACAUCAUCUCGAUCAUUGUAGCCGCGGCCACCGAUAACCCCUUCGGGCUUCUGACCUCCAGCGUUCUUGCCAUAGAUGCGCUGUUCAUUUUCACCGCACUCGUCUUGUGUAUCGCAAUGAUGAACUAUGAGGGUGGUGGCUACCUCAAGGGCGUACGCGGAGGGGACUAUUCGGAUAAGGAAAUGAUAGGAAUCGCCAUCUGGAUUCUGCUCGGGAUGCUGAUCGGACGCGUACUUUCCAGUCCCUGGCUUUUUAGGGCGGCCAUUGCCAUCUUACUUCCCAUUGCCCUUAUCUUUGUGCUAUUUCUUGUGCGAACACGUGGGUUUUUCGCUAUAGUUCGGUAUGCUGCGGCGAGUGGAUACAUGGACGUGAAUGCACACUGA